UAUUUCAACUCUCUCUCAAAUGGCGAUUAUGGGCCGGGCCUAAAGUAAUCAAACCUCUGCAUCAAUAUUUCAACUCUCUCAAAAAUGGUGUUUAUGGGCUGGGCCUCGUUAAUAAUAAGAGGGCUCGGAAAAUAAAGGUGCUUCUACUUCUUCUUCUUCUUCUUCGCCAGUAGAAGUGGGGGAGAUUCAGUAGAACGUAACUGAUCGAGAGAAAGAGAUUCGUCGAUUUGUGAAAACCCAAACGCAACACCAAUCGUAUCAAUUGAAGAGUUGGUUCGUCUCGAAAUCAGGAGUAUGUCGGACUGGCAAGUGAAAUACAAGAGCUCUCUGAAGGAUCGAGGAACUGAGGGAAUCCUCAAAUUAAGGGAAGGGAUGCUGCUCUUCGUUCCAAAUGAUCCCACCUCUGAUUCAAAGCUUAAAGUCCUCACUCCCAACAUCAAAAGUCAAAAAUAUACUAAAGAAGGAUCAAAAAAACCUGCUUGGCUCAAUCUCUCCAACAAGCAGGGAGACAGUCAUAUCUUUGAGUUUCAAAAUUAUCAGGACAUGCAUGCUUGCCGUGCUCUCAUCACUAAGGCCCUAGCCAAAUGUGAAGAGGAGCAGCCUAAGAAACCAGCUGCUGUCUUGACCUCUGCUGAGCAACUCAGUAUUGCUGACUUGGAGCUACGCUUCAAGGUUCUUCGAGAAAAUAUUGAGUUGCAGAGAUUGCAUAAGGAAUUUGUUGAAACUAAAGUCCUGACUGAAGAUGAAUUCUGGGCUACUAGGAAGAAACUACUGGGUAAAGAUUCCAUCAGAAAGUCGAAGCAACAGGUCGGACUGAAGAGCAUGAUGGUUUCCGGCAUCAAACCUUCUACUGAUGGGCGGACUAAUAGGGUGACGUUCAACUUAACCUCUGAGAUAAUUUUUCAGAUUUUUGCUGAGAAGCCAGCUGUUCGGCAGGCAUUCAUUAAUUAUGUUCCGAGUAAGAUGACAGAAAAAGACUUCUGGACAAAAUAUUUUAGAGCAGAAUAUCUUUACAGCACCAAAAAUACAGCGGUAGCUGCAGCAGAAGCUGCUGAGGACGAGGAACUCGCUGUCUUUCUAAAGCCUGAUGAGAUAUUGGCUCAGGAAGCUCGUCAAAAGAUCAGACGGGUUGAUCCAACUCUUGACAUGGAAGCUGACCAGGGAGAUGACUACACUCAUCUUAUGGACCACGGGAUCCAGCGAGAUGGCACCAUGGAUGUUGUUGAACCUCAGAAUGGUCAGUUUAGAAGAUCACUUUUGCAAGAUCUUAAUCGUCAUGCUGCUGUUGUAUUGGAAGGCAGGAACAUUGAUGUUGAUUCAGAAAACACAAGGAGUGUUGCAGAGGCGCUCGCACGGGUUAAACAAGUAAGCAAAGCUGAUGGUGAAACCACUAAAGACGCUAAUCAGGAGAGAUUGGCGAGAAUGUCCCGUUUGGCUGAAAUGGAGGAUCUUCAAGCACCGCAGAAUUUCCCGUUAGCACCGCUCUCUAUCAAGGACCCUCGUGAUUACUUUGAAUCUCAACAAGGAAACGUCGUCAAUGAACCUAGAGGAGCAGGGACAUUAAAGAGAAAUGUUCAUGAAGCUUACGGAUCGUUAAAAGAAUCCAUUUUGGAGAUUAGAACGAAAGGGUUAAGGGAUCCGUUGAUUAAACCUGAAGUUGCCUUCGAGGUUUUCAGGUCAUUAACCCAAACUAUCUCCACCGCCAAAAAUAUUAUCGGGAAGAACCCGCGAGAGAGCUUUCUGGACAGAUUGCCGAAGUCCACUAGAGACGAGGUUUUACAUCAUUGGACAUCAAUACAAGAAUUACUUAAACAUUUUUGGUCAUCUUACCCGAUAACAACCACAUAUCUUCAUACCAAAGUAGGGAAGCUGAAGGAUGCAAUGUCCAAUAGUUAUUCACAACUCGAGGCAAUGAAAGAGUCGGUGCAAUCGGAACUCCGCCAUCAGCUUUCUCUACUAGUUCGUCCAAUGCAACAGGCUCUUGAUGCUGCGUUCCAACACUACGAUGCUGACUUGCAGAGAAGAACCGCUAAGAGCGCCAGAGGUAGCGCCGGCGAAGCAAACGGGUCUGUUUAGAAGAUGAACAAAACGUCUGCAAGAUUUUUGUUUUGUUUCAUCAGCCUUUGUUGCUGCUUUCGAGAUUUUUCAUUUGUUGUGAUUUUGUCCAGCCACUGGAACUACAACAAAGGCGUUAUUAUUGUAUAAUGAAGACUUUAUUGUACUUGGCAAGAACAAAGAGAGUUUCUUUGGCGUACAGAUUCUCAAAGGACUUUGAUUGUUUCAAGAGAAGAUAUUGCAAAUCCAAUUUGAGAUUAUUUUUCUACUUU
Messenger RNA from Brassica rapa (field mustard), 2327 nucleotides. Its product is annotated as general transcription and DNA repair factor IIH subunit TFB1-1. Gene Ontology annotation, biological process: nucleotide-excision repair; DNA-templated transcription. Gene Ontology annotation, cellular component: transcription factor TFIIH core complex. NCBI's taxonomy places the organism in Eukaryota, Viridiplantae, Streptophyta, Magnoliopsida, Brassicales, Brassicaceae. The record is from RefSeq and is a predicted model, not a curated record.